Molecule: messenger RNA, 1500 nt
Organism: Pleuronectes platessa (European plaice)
Lineage: Eukaryota; Metazoa; Chordata; Actinopteri; Pleuronectiformes; Pleuronectidae
Product: RNA-binding protein Nova-1-like
Exons: 4
Coding region: 1-1500 (499 amino acids)
Biological process (GO): mRNA splicing, via spliceosome; regulation of alternative mRNA splicing, via spliceosome
Cellular component (GO): nucleus; cytoplasm
Molecular function (GO): mRNA binding
Source: RefSeq, a predicted model, not a curated record
AUGAUGAUGGCCAGUGGCGGCGGAGCAGCCGUGGACCAUAACGGGAUUUACGCCGACCUCCACAGCCUCCAGCAGCCCCUCAUGGAGCCCGAUAACCCGGACUCCCGCAAACGACCGCUGGAAACUCCGGCGGAGGAGGCCGGCUGCACCAAGCGGACCAACACCGGAGAGGAGGGCGAGUACUUCCUGAAGGUGCUGAUCCCCAGCUAUGCAGCCGGCUCUAUAAUUGGCAAGGGCGGCCAGACCAUCGUACAACUGCAGAAAGAGACGGGUGCCACCAUUAAGCUGUCCAAAUCCAAAGACUUCUACCCAGGAACAACAGAACGCGUCUGUCUGAUACAGGGGACAGUCGAAGCUCUCAAUGGUGUUCACAACUUCAUUGCGGAGAAAGUCCGUGAGAUGCCUCAGAGCGCUCAGAAACCCGAACCUGUCAGCAUACUGCAGCCACAGACCACCGUCAACCCUGACCGGGUCAAACAGGCCAAAUUGAUCGUGCCCAAUAGCACGGCUGGACUGAUCAUUGGCAAGGGUGGAGCCACAGUGAAGGCAGUGAUGGAGCAGUCAGGGGCUUGGGUGCAACUCUCCCAGAAACCAGAGGGCAUCAACCUCCAGGAGCGCGUGGUAACCAUCAGUGGGGAGCCUGAACAGAACCGCAAGGCUGUGGAGAUCAUAGUGCAGAAGAUCCAGGAGGACCCUCAGAGCAGCAGCUGUCUCAACAUCAGCUAUUCUAACGUCUCGGGUCCAGUGGCCAACUCCAACCCCACUGGCUCCCCCUACGCCAACACGGCUGAGGUCAUGCCCAACGCGGCCGCAGCAGCUGCCACUGCCUCUAGCCUUCUGGGUCAGGCCGGCUUGACGGGAAUGGGUGCCUUCCCCACCGCCAUGUCUAGCUUCUCUGGCAAUGAUCUGUUGGCCAUCACCUCAGCCCUCAAUACAUUGGCCAGCUAUGGCUACAACACUAACACCCUUGGCCUUGGCCUCAACCCUGCAGCUGCAUCCGGGGUUCUUGCUGCAGUAGCAGCUAGCGCUAACCCAGCUGCUGCUGCUGCAGCUAACCUGCUGGCCUCCUAUGCUAGCGAUGCCUCCGGCAGCGCUGGCCACCAUGCUGCGGGCCUUGGUGGGUUCUCCCUGGGUUCUCUAGCAGCUGCUACAGGGGCUUCCAAUGGUUACCUAAAUGCUUCAUCCCCGCUGAUGGCCUCCUCUCUACUGGCAGCAGAGAAGCUGGGAGAUGGGGCCAAGGACGUGGUUGAGAUUGCUGUUCCUGAAAAUCUGGUUGGUGCCAUUUUGGGGAAAGGAGGGAAAACGCUCGUCGAGUACCAGGAGCUAACAGGAGCCCGAAUCCAGAUCUCCAAAAAGGGAGAGUUCAUUCCUGGUACUCGGAACCGUAAAGUUACCAUAACAGGGUCGCCAGCCGCUACACAAGCAGCGCAGUAUCUGAUCAGCCAGAGGAUCACGUACGAGCAAGGUGUGCGUGCUACCAACCCACAAAAGGUGGGCUAA